AUGGUGUCUCCUCUGACGCCCUACCUCAAGACACUGACAGACCCGCAUUCGAGCCUCAACGAGGGCGACAUCCGCACAUGUCUGCACAUCAUAUUCACGAAUGACAUUUCGCCAGUGCAGGUCUCGGCGUUCCUGAUCGGCUUGCGCGCGCGGGGACUUGACCGGGAUCCGCAGGUGAUUGCGGCGGCGGUGAGCGCGAUGAAGGAGUUUUCGCUGUCGGUGAAUGUGGAGAGUAAUGGCUACGUCGAUAUCGUUGGAACCGGUGGAGAUGGUAAGGAUACGUUUAAUGUGUCGACGACGUCGGGGUUGGUUUGUGCUGGUAUGGGUUUGCGGAUCUGUAAGCACGGCAAUAGAGCGGCAACUUCGUCCUCAGGCGCCGCUGAUGUACUGGCCUCUCUCGGCUGCUCAGUGCAAUCAGUAACCUCCUUCACCGCCCCUCAAGUCCUGCGAGACUCUCCCUUCUGCUUCCUGUUCGCGCCAGUGUACCACCCGAUCAUGGGCAAGAUCGCCCCAAUUCGCAAAGCGCUCGGUGUCCCCACGAUCUUCAACUGUCUCGGCCCGCUGCUCAACCCGGCGCCAAUCUCCUCACGUAUAAUUGGCGUCAAUACACCAGACCUCGGACCGAUCUUUGCGCAGUCUAUUAUCCUGCUCGACAAGAAAGCCGGCACGACGUCGUCGUCGAUGGUCGUGUGGGGUGAGGAAGGUCUCGAUGAGAUCUCUCCUGCUGGUACUACUCGUAUCUGGAGAGUCCUCCCUGGCAGCGAGGAAAUCGUCGAAAGCGUAAUCUCGCCCGCCGAUUUCGGCCUGUCGACGCAUCCGCUCGAAGACGUCGCAUCAGGCACGCCAGAGGAGAACUCGGAAAUGGUCAGGAAACUUGUCGGCGGAGAGCUACCAGAGGGACAUCCUAUCCUAGACUACGUUUUGUUGAACGCCGGUGCGCUUUCUGUGGUGGCUGGCAAGGCUAAGGACUGGAAGGAGGGAGUCGAGCUUGCGCGCAAGAGCAUCAACGAGGGUGGAGCGAAGAAGGCGCUCGAGGCGUUUGUUAGCGCUACGGCGAAGGCGAGUGCUACUAUUGAGGCUUCUGAGGCUUCGUAG
Molecule: messenger RNA, 1095 nt
Organism: Myxozyma melibiosi
Lineage: Eukaryota; Fungi; Ascomycota; Lipomycetes; Lipomycetales; Lipomycetaceae
Product: glycosyl transferase family, a/b domain-containing protein
Exons: 2
Coding region: 1-1095 (364 amino acids)
Biological process (GO): L-tryptophan biosynthetic process
Cellular component (GO): cytosol
Molecular function (GO): anthranilate phosphoribosyltransferase activity
Source: RefSeq, a predicted model, not a curated record